Molecule: messenger RNA, 1170 nt
Organism: Perognathus longimembris pacificus (Pacific pocket mouse)
Lineage: Eukaryota; Metazoa; Chordata; Mammalia; Rodentia; Heteromyidae
Product: extracellular matrix protein 2-like
Exons: 7
Coding region: 1-1170 (389 amino acids)
Biological process (GO): positive regulation of cell-substrate adhesion; extracellular matrix organization
Cellular component (GO): extracellular matrix
Molecular function (GO): heparin binding; collagen V binding; protein binding
Source: RefSeq, a predicted model, not a curated record
AUGCCCUCCUUGCCAGCCUCAUGCCUCUUGGCCCAGACAACUAUUGCCUGUGGCAGUGUCAGAAUGAAGCAUGUUCCUGCCUUGACUGACCCUGGCCUGACCACAUUCUACCUAGCAGAUAAUGAAAUUAUCAAGAUCCCAGCUCACACAUUCCUGGGGCUUCCCAACUUGGAGUGGCUGGACCUGAGCAAGAACAGACUGGACACUCCAGGCCUGCACCCCCAUGCCUUCAAGAACCUGAUACGGCUGAAGCGGCUGAACCUGGAUGGAAACUUGCUGUCUGUAGUACCCACCUUGCCUGCCUCCCUGCAGGAGCUCAAACUCAAUGACAACCUCUUGCAAAGUCUGCAACGCAGCAGCUUCCAGGGGCUCAGCCAACUGUUGACGCUGGAAGUGGAAGGGAACCAUUUGCAUGAUGGGAACAUCUCCCCACUAGCCUUCCAGCCCCUCCAUAGUCUGCUCUACCUGAGGAUGGACCGGAACCAGCUGAGGACCAUCCCACCCGGCUUACCAGCAUCCCUACAGGAGCUGCACCUGGGCACCAACCUCAUCAAGGAGGUGACUGAGCAUGUGCUGAGUGGCAGCCACAACCUCAAUGCACUUGUACUCAGCAACAACCAGCUCCAGGAGGACCGGAUAGCACCCCGUGCUUGGAUUGAUCUCCCGAAGCUGAAGACUCUUGACCUAUCUCAUAACCUGCUGGUGCAUGUGCCUUCCUUCCUGCCACGAGGCCUGAGACACCUGAUUCUGCAUCACAACCAAAUCGAACGCAUCCCUGGCUAUGUAUUUGCACACAUGAAGCCAGGCCUGGAGUUCCUACACCUGUCCCACAACAGGCUGCGCAGUGAUGGUAUCCAUAGAGUGUCCUUCUUGGGCCUGCAGUCCUCCCUGGCAGAGCUGCUGCUGGAUCACAACCAGCUGCAGGCCAUCCCACGGGGCAUCCUGGAGCUUAAGAGUCUGCAGGUGCUGCGCCUGAGCAACAAUAAUAUCAGACAUGUGCCUCUGAAUUCCAUUUGUGACACACGUGUGACCCAGGACUCCAAACUUAUUGCCACACACCUGGAGAACAACCUCAUUGACCGGCGCCGCAUCCCACCCACUGCCUUCUCCUGCAUCCGAGCCUACCACAGUGUGAUCAUCCAGCCCCAACAGGGAGAAGAAGACUCCUAG